Priapulus caudatus is the source of this 2323-nucleotide messenger RNA. Its product is annotated as cytochrome P450 20A1-like. Gene Ontology annotation, molecular function: monooxygenase activity; iron ion binding; heme binding. Gene Ontology annotation, cellular component: membrane. Bases 36 to 1355 code for a protein of 439 amino acids. Lineage: Eukaryota; Metazoa; Priapulida; Priapulimorpha; Priapulimorphida; Priapulidae. The transcript has 11 exons. The record is from RefSeq and is a predicted model, not a curated record.
AGGGCUCUAGGACUCGGCCUUCCACAGUGCAGGGAAUGGACCCAGCUGAUCCAAAGGAGGGUAACUUGCCGGACAUACUCCAGGCCGGCAGCCUGCACGAGUUCCUGCAGGAGCUACACGACAAGUACGGCCCUAUCGCGUCGUUCUGGCGAGGCACGCAGUACACGAUCAGCAUUGCCUCACCGGAUCUCUUCAAGGAGCAGCAGCACGUGUUCGACAGACCAGCCAAUCUGUACGCAAGUCUGGAGACACUGCUCACAGAGAAGUCGAUACAGUUUGCCAACGGACCGUCAGCACGUCACAGGCGCACCAUGUUGGACAAGUAUUUCACUGCUGAUUCUGUAGCUACGUACUAUGGCACAUUACACAAGCUGAGCAAAGAGCUGAGUGAGAAGUGGGCGAGUCUUCCUGCCAACCAGCACAUACCGCUGGAACAACACAUGAUGGCUCUGGCAGUGAAGAUGUUCCUGAAGGUCGCAUAUGGGUUCUAUUUCAACGACGAUCGCCAGGUUCUGGCCUUCAAGAAAAACUAUGAUCUUGCGUGGCAUGAGCUGGAGUCUUGGGUCAGUGGCACAACUCCAGAACCCGGCAGUGAGCGAGAGAAAGUGUUUCUCGAUGCACGUGACAGCAUGUUUGCGCUGAUAGAGGCAGCCAUGAAGCAUCGCGAGGAUCACGCUCCGACGAGCGGCGGCGGCGACCGCCUUUUCCUCGAUGUCCUCCGCGACCCGGACAAUGAGAUGGACGCCGACGUGCGGACGGCAGACGCGUUGACCUACGCCGUGGGCGGGAUGCACACGACGGGCAUCGCGCUGACGUGGGCGAUUUACUUCCUUGCGUCACACGAGGACAUUCAAGAAAAACUCUGCAAGGAACUAAAAGACCAGCUAGGGGACAGUGUGAUGAGCCCGCAGGAAUUUAGUGAUAGCAGUUACCUGCGUCAAGUAAUUGAUGAGACCUUGCGCUGCGCGAUUAUUGGACCUCAUGCCGCCAGGGUGCAGGAUUUCGACAGCAAGCUCGGUGGACACAUUGUUCCCAAGAAUACACCCGUAAUACAAGCUCUGGGUGUAGUGAUGCAUGAUGAGAAGAUAUGGCCUGAACCCAACAAAUUUGACCCUGAACGAUUUAGUUCCGAAAACAGCAAAGGUAGGAGUUCUUAUGCCUUCCAACCAUACGGAUUUGCAGGGAAGAGGAUAUGUCCAGGCUACAGGCUGGCUAAUGCUGAGAUCGGUGUGGCGCUGUCUGAACUCUGUCGUCGCUUCAAGUUCCAUCUGGUCGCCGGUCAAGUGGUGCAGCCCGUUCACGGCCUCGUGACACGACCCAAGGACGAGGUCUGGAUCACCAUCAGCAAGCGCUAGUGGCGCCAUCGAGUGACCGCAAAGUGAAUCGAUACCAGCCGGGUUGAGGUACUGUCGUGCGUAGGCUGCCAGUGCAACGCUGUACAUUGUAAUCCAGCGACAAUGCUGGGUGGGUUGUCGUGUCUCUCACCCGUGGAAUGAAAUUCGUUCCCUCGACGAUUGUAUAUACCUGAGGGCUAACCCGGUUGGCCAGGACUGCUCCUGAGAGAGACCCCCCCUAAAGGGGGGGUCUCCCAAGAUAGGUACCUUAACCAUGGAUUGUGCCCCACCCCUGAAUGGAACCCAUAUCAUGGGCAGGACCCCACCCCUGAUUGGGACCCAUAUAAUGGGCAGGACCCCACCUCUAAUUGGGACCCAAAUCAUGGGCAGGACCCCACCUCUUAGUAGGGGUCUACUCCCAAAUGAACAGUGUGGACUCCUACUUUGCCGGUGAAACGCCCGCUAUGUGAAAAUAUAUCCCACCUCCCGGAUAGGCUUUAAAUGUCUAAAAAAUUCCCAGUAAUUUCCUCACCCGGAUUAUGCUGUUGCACUGUUGUUUGCAACAAAAUUUGGCAGAAAUAUACCUUUUUGUGCCGUAAAGAUUUCAACGAGCGGGUGUCUCCCUGCCCUGUAGUUUUUUUUACGCAAUUUUCACAAUUGAUCACGGGAAACACAUCUGAUCUCGCAGGAAAAACACCUACAACGUGUGAAUCAGGAUGCUAAUAUAACGCGUUUUUUGUCAACUCGUAUAAUUUUUAUUUGCGUGUAUAUUUUUUUGGAUGAGUGGUACAGGAAGUUUAUCUACUGUAGGGAGACUCUGUACUUGUGCAUGUGGGAACUGGCGCAGGCGUGGCUGCGGAAUAUUAUCACAGUCCCGAUGGGUGUGUCGCGCACUACACCGAGAGACUUAUCUGAUGGGCGUGUACGCAGGAAUUGGCAGCAAGUUAGUAAGAGUUGCUUGCUCUCUGCUGUCCGGCUCCCCAGAGUUC